Messenger RNA from Seminavis robusta, 2010 nucleotides. Lineage: Eukaryota; Bacillariophyta; Bacillariophyceae; Naviculales; Naviculaceae. The record is from the annotation of a GenBank genome assembly.
ACAAAAAGACGACACAGGAUGGCACUGGUCACAAAAACACAACGAAGGAUGCCCUUCAAGUUUUCUUUCAACUCUGCUCGGAUGAGGUGUCUCUUCUAGGUAGCUAGUACUAGUAGUCACCAAGUCAACUUCAGCAGCAGAGGGAUGGACUGCUUGGUCUCAAACAUCUUGUCGUUUGUAGUGAGAGACAAAGGCAUUCGCACCGAGUAGUCGCAUUUCAGUAGUAUCAUCAUCAUCCACAAGAGAAUUGACCAACCAAACGCCACCACAAGAUUUCACAAGAAGCCAUGAAAAGCUCGUUCCAAAAUAGCACUUCGAGUGAUUAUGACGAUGUGGAAGUAAACAAGAACAAAACGAGAUCAGUCCAUUUUCUCUGUGCUCUGGGAGUGCUUAUAUUCAUGGUAUUCAUGUCCACACAUGCUUCCUCGCAGUUCAGAAACGAGGCAGUUUUUGUGUCGCUAAAGAAUAAUACUGCUUCACAUGUGGCCACGACAACCGCUGUGAUCACGCCAGAAGAAGAAUCAACAACAAGAUCGCGAGUGCCCUCUCCACAGGGAGCUACCACAAACAGCGAGAAAGAACCGGGUAUUACCAACGUGACUGUGUUUCUCACCACACCGGAAAACCCCUCAGACAGCAUUUUCAAAGCUGGAACUCUGCAUCGCUUUGGUUCUGGAAAGAUUCGCUACAACAUUCAAGAGGGGAACUGCACGUGUGACAACACUACCGAGCCAGUGAUAGUGGAACCUCCCUGCUUGGCUGUCAGUCAGUUUUGUGACAGUCGAAUUCUCAAGUGCCAUUAUCCACGGUGCAAAACGGUGAUUACCAAUGAUGAACGUUGCAGGAAAAAAGGGAGAAGAUACGAUGUGAGAGAAUACUACAACGCCGAUUUCCCCAGCAAACCAUACCUGCCUCUGGGACCACGGUUAGAUUCGUGGACAUCCUUUCAAAAGAUCAAAGCCAGCAAGGGGGGUCAAUUCACCAUUAUUCCAGCAUCCAAGCGCAAGUAUGCAUUUAAUGCCAUAUUUUCCAAGUCGACCAAUGAUGGUCGGGUGCGACUUGCCAAUAUCAUCGAUAACAGCCAUCACAACAACAAUACUAAUAGCCAGCUGACCAUUUUUGCUCAAAUGGCCGAGAGAUGGGUCAAAAACAUCAACAAUCCAAAACGGAAAUCAGGUCAUUUGCAUACAGACCAGUACAUCCAGGUUGUUCUGGACAGCACAUUCACGUUGGCACCCACAGGGCAUAAUCCAGAAUGCUUUCGGCUUUAUGAAGCCAUCGAAGCAGGAUCCAUUCCGGUCUUUGCCCGGGAUGAAGAUUAUGCCAAUCAAAAUUGUAAGGAAUCACUCCACGCCUGGUUGGACGUGGAACCCAAAGCGCCCAUCCUGGUGCUCGACUCGUGGGAUGAUGUAUAUUCUACAAUUGAAACGUUGUUGCAAGAUCCAGCAGCACUGGAUGACCGGCAGGCCCAGCUUUCGAAAUGGUAUAAAAAACACAUGCGCAAGGUCACGAAAAAGUUUGAACGAUACCUCCUGAGAGGACAGUAAUAAUGAAACUAGAAGAAGAAGCUGCCUUUACAUGGAGGUUUGCAAGCCAGUGAGGUGAAUGUGCACACUCUAAUCAUAUCUUUUUGGAUAGCUAAAGGUCUUCGUCUGUUACUUGUUUGGCCAGCUCUAGUUUGGGCUCCGGAGCAGCCAUGUCGUUGUCGUUGUCGUCUUCGUCUUUGCUGUUAUCGUCGUCUUCGUCUUGGCUGUUAUCGGGUGUCUUGUUGUAUUCCACUUCUACUUCUCCCUUUUCCAUGUCUUCUUCUUUUAAUUGUUUGGCUAGCUCCAAUUGUUGCAUCUCAUAGGGCCGUCCUCCCAGCAAGGAAGGAUAACAACUGAAGCAUUUUGACAAGACACCGCUGAACAUGAUGGUCCCAAAAAUGGGGUAGUAAAUGAUGUAGGUGAAUAUGAGCUCCACAAAGUAGCUGGCAACAAAGAGAUAGUCUUCAAAGUUCUGUUCCUUGUA